Messenger RNA from Oldenlandia corymbosa var. corymbosa, 4231 nucleotides. NCBI's taxonomy places the organism in Eukaryota, Viridiplantae, Streptophyta, Magnoliopsida, Gentianales, Rubiaceae. The record is from the annotation of a GenBank genome assembly.
AAAAAAAAAAAAAGAAAAAGAAAAACACAGACAAAUAACACCAGAGCAAAUGAUAGCUUUACAUUUCCAACAAACUAUUAAAUGACAACUUAAUAAGAAAAACAGAAUAAUGUUGUGAAAUUAAAAACCAUUGAAAAAAGCAGGGUUCUGACUUGAUGUCUUCUGUCAAAUGAAUAGUGACAAUUGUCCCACCAAAACCAGAAGCAAUCCAAAAGAAUCAGAGACAAAUGGAAUAUGGGAUGUAUGAGAUUAGCAUUCACGUUGCAAUCUCUUUGAUUACUUCUUCAUGUAGUGUUGGGCAACAAUUUCCCCUUGGGAUUGAACUUUAUCCUCUAAAUUUGGUUUCUUUUUUUCGUCUGGGUUUCUCUUCAUAAGCUUAGAUUUCAUUUGGGCUGCUCCAAAAUUGGAUGUGCUACCGCAUAUGAUCAGGAAAGUUCAGGACUUUUUCUUUUCUCUUGAAUCUACGGCAUGUGAAUAGAAUCUAAUUUAGUUUUUUCAAUUGCUUUUUGGGACAGUUUUCAGUUGUCUUUAUGCAAAUAGAAGGAUUGUGAUUUUCUUAUCAUGCAUGUUAGUUUUGCGGCCUGCAAUUUGAAGGAUCAUUUGGUCUCUAUAACUUUAAUAUCUGCUACUGAGGUAUCCUGCUUAGGCAUAAUUGGUUACAUUGAUCACAUGCUGGUUGAUAAUUGAUUAUAAGUAGUGACAUUUCGUCCAGAGUUUGUUCUGUUUCCCACAGCAGGUGAUCUAUCUGUGCAAUAUUUAUUUAUUUAUGUUUUUUAUCAAAUUUAUACCAUAUGUGGUAGAUUUGAACUUUUUUAGUCUGCCACUUUGUUUGUCUCAAAUAUAACAUAGAAAAGUAAGUGUUGAGAAAUUCCAUCCUCUGAUGAGCUCAAAAGCUUUCACUGGUAUGUUUCUGGUAUUUAUACCAUCCAUUUUUGCACGAAACUCCCAAAACGCUGUGGUUUCAAUUAUUUCUGACACAACUAGGCUAGUUGCUGAGACAGAUGAGAAUCGUAUAUGUACGUUCAUUAAGCCUACGGAGAGAUGUAACUACAAUCUAUGCCUUUGGAGUUCUUCCUCUCUGCUGAAUUGGUAGCUUCUAAUUUGAUAUCAGCCAAUUUGCAGAUAUUUUUACUGGCACAAUAUAUAAUCUACCCCGUCUUUACCGUGUUUAUAUAAUCUGAGGAUCUUUCUUGCCCGCUGCUGUUGAAUGCUGUACAAGGUUCUAACCUGUUUUCACCAUGUUUACUGGUAAUAAUGAGGCCAACUAAGAUUUAAAUGUCUAUUUAUGGCAAAUUUUUAUUUGAAAAAGUCAAAACUCCUUUUGUGGGAGUCCAUCCCUCCUGUUAUCUGGGUGAUUUCUGAUCAAGAUUUUUUUUUUGAAAAGGUCUGAUCAAGAUUGAGAUCUAACUCAUGAUGCUAUUCCUUUUUUUUUUCUCUCUCUCUCUCCCCACCGGUUCCUCUCUCUCGCUAAAAUGUGAAUAGAAAUGAUGAACUAAUGAAUUUUGGUGUUUUGUUCAUGAUGAAACAUGUAUUUGCCAAUUCACUUUUUGUCAAUUGAAAAGCAAAAGAAAGGAAAAACAGGUGAGUCUCUAUGGCCAAGAAGAGGUUGACAGAGUAUCUUACCUUUUUAUAUGAGGGACAAGGUCAAACAUUAGAAACUCCUUAUUUUGCUGCCAAAACCCGUGUCCUUUUAGCUUUUAGUCUUUUCUCUCCUCCCCUUGUGCCACCAUCUCUCAUCCAAGAUGGUGGCGCAGAACCAACUAUUGAACAUGGCGGAAGAUCGUGUUCUUGUAUGUGUGAGGGAUCCUCCAAAGGUGAAUUCCUUGGGAUUCUUUUCCUCCUAUCACAAACUCAGGGAUCCUUUUGUAUAUUCUUUGCCUGUAUUGGAAUUGCAGUUAGUCCUCAUCUUCGUGCUCACUCAUCUAUUUCAUUCGGCUUUUAAGCGGCUUGGAUUUCCGAAGAUAGUCUCUGAAAUAUCUGUACUAGGAAAACUUUAUUCAACAAGAAAUGGCUGCAACGUGUAUAUGUUGAUAUAUGCUUUCAUGGAAAUGUGAUAGACCUGGGAACCUGUAUAAUAAUAUAUAAUUUUCGUGUGGUGUAGGCCGGCGUAAUACUUGGAUCGACAGUGUUGGGGUGUAAGGAGAGUUAUCAGAGGAUUUUAUUUCCUGCAGCAAGUCAGCGAAUUCUGGGUGCAUUCUGCUCUUUUGGAUACUUGCUUUUCCAAUUCUUGAGUGGAGUCAAAAUGGACACUGGAAUGAUAAGGAAAAUAGGAUCGAAAGCACUAGCAAUUGGGAUUAUAAAUCUAGUAGCACCCUUAAUAAUUGGUUGGGUUACUUUGAAAGCAUUGACAAUUAAUCCAGCAAAGAAGGGGGAUGAUGCCACGCCAAGUCAUAAGUUACUACUGCAGAAUGGGAUGGGCAUUUUGGUAGCCCACUCUAUGACUGCGUUUCCAGUUGUUGCUCUCCUUCUCAAGGAUCUCAAAAUCCUCAACUCAGAGCUUGGUCGAUUGGCUAUGUCCUGCUCUCUGAUCACACACUUGUCACAAGUGACCUUUAACUCAAUUAACUCAUUGUAUUACAUAUAUGUCAGAGAUCAUUGGCGAGCCAUUUCUGAUUUAGUCAUUUGCAUCAGUUUCAUUCUUCUUGUUAUCUAUAUAGUCCAUCCAGCCUUCAUAUGGAUGGUAAAACAGACGCCCGAAGGGAGGCCGGUCAAAGACUUUUAUAUAUUCUUGACUAUUCUUCUUGUCUUCGUUUCUGCUGUGAUCUCUUACUGGUUUGAGCUAGCAGUUCUUUUCGGGCCCUUUAUCGUUGGAUUGGCUGUACCUGAAGGGCCGCCUUUGGGAUCUGCUUUGGUUGAUAAGCUGGAUGCCCUCUCUUCUGGUGUGCUGUUGCCUACAUUCAUCACUCUGGUAACCCUCAGAACAAAUCUAUCACAAAUUAGCUUCUCGAUUCCUCACAUCAUCCUCAUUCUGGUCCCUUUCUCAGCAAAGAUUAUAACAUGUUGCUUGACUGCAUUGUAUUGCAAAAUGCCCUUAAAUGAUGCUGUAGCACUUGGUCUCAUCAUGAGCAUAAAGGGGGUGGUGGAUUUGGCAGCCUACAGCUUUAUCAGAGACGCAGAUAUGAUCGAUCAGUCAACCUUUUCAUUGUUGGUUGUGGCGACAGCAAUCAUUGCAGCUUUUGUGCCUUCUAUGGUUCAGUUGCUUUAUGAUCCUAAGAGGAAAUAUGCAGGAUACCAGAAAAGGAGCAUAAUGCAUUCAAAAAUUGGUGGCAAGUUACCAGUAAUCGCAUGCAUCCAUUCCUCGGACAAUAUUAUGGCUAUCAUCGGGAUACUUGAUGCCUCCACUCCCUCUGUGGAAAAUCCCAUAAUUGUCAAUGCCCUACACUUAAUAGAACUGCGUGGUCGAGCUUCGCCAAUCUUCAUAUCCCAUGAAGUUCAAAAGAAAACACAUUCCAGAGUGUCCUACUCUGAGGAUGUUAUCCUUGCUUUUAAGCAAUACGAAAGGAACAACUGGGGAGCUGUAUCUGUUCGUGUUUUCACAGCCAUUUCACCAAGGAAGUUAAUGCAAGAGGACAUAUCGACACUCGCCCUUAACGUUCUUGCCUCCAUAAUCAUAAUGCCUUUUCACCGAAGAUGGGCUAUUGAUGGAUCAGUUGAAUCUGAAGAUAUCAGUUUGAGGACGUUGAAUCGCCAUGUUCUGGAGAUAGCUCCUUGUUCAGUCGGGAUCUUAGUUGAUGGAAACCAUCUUCGAUGCUCUGCCUCAAUGUCGUCAUCAGCAACGGUUUACUCGGUAGCCGUCAUCUUUGUUGGUGGAAAUGAUGAUCAGGAAGCACUGGCGCUGGCGAAGCGCAUGACCAAAAACAGGAACAUAACUCUCAAGAUUCUGAGAUUUUUUUCUACUGAGGUUGGUAGUCCAAACUUAGAGGAUGAAGUGCUAGACAUCAAGGCAUUGUAUGAUUUCAAGCACCACAGGCUUGGACAAGGCAAUGUUACUUAUGUAGAAGAAGCGGUGAAUGAAAGCUCAGAAUUCGCUUGGAAACUGCGAACCAUCGCAGAUGAAUAUGAUCUGAUUCUAGUGGGAAGAAGUUACAAAAAGGAGUCACCAGUGACCUCAGGGUUUGAGCAAUGGUGCGAUGUUCCAGAAUUAGGGGCCAUUGGUGACUUCUUGGCCUCGAGAGAUCUUCGACGCCAGGCUUCUGUUCUGGUUGUGCAAAAGCAGAAAAUAACUCGUUAG